Messenger RNA from Camellia sinensis, 514 nucleotides. Lineage: Eukaryota; Viridiplantae; Streptophyta; Magnoliopsida; Ericales; Theaceae. The record is from RefSeq and is a predicted model, not a curated record.
UUUAUAGGAGACAAAAAAGAACAAUAGGGUUCCUGCUAGUCGGUCACAAGUGUGGAUGGCCGCAUACAUGAAAGAUGCGACGUCAAAUAGUGAUUCAGUUAAUGAGGUUAUGACUCAAAUGAAUGAGUUAGCAGAGCACAUGGAGGGAUCUUCUACUGACCCUGCAGCAUUACAGGAGCAAAUCUUCACACAAGUUAUGGGCCCAGAGCGACCUGGUCGUGUUCGGACGUUUGGAUUGGGACCGUCACCCACUGAUGUUUUUGGAGGUGGAUAUAGGCGGUCACAAGAGCAGAAUCGUCUCUUCCAAACUCAAGUUCAAGAACAAGUUCAAGAGCAACUUCAACGGUAUCAAAUGCAGUUUGAGUCGAAGAUGAAUGAAGUAAUGGAGAAACAAAUUCAGGCUAUACGCACAGAUUUUCAGUCACGAAUUCAAUUUUUGGAAUCUCAAUUGCAAGCUGCAGGCGUGCCCGUUGAUCCAGUUGUUGCACCAUCAAACUCAUUACAUAGGCAGCAG